AUGGGACUUGCGCAGAUCGGCUGUAAACAUGCAAAACUAACUGAUUUACGAAAAUCAGUCAUGCUUCGUACUUCAAAUGCGGAGAAGAAAACAGUGCGUUAUAGCGUAACGAUGGUAUGAGUCGGUUUUUACACUGAGCAAAGUAGAUAACUCCUUAAUUUUUCUACCACUAGAUAGCAAAUUUUUUGAAUUCGAUACUGUAGGUUCAGGAGCACAAGAGCCGUCAAAUGCCUAGUUCGUUUCCGUUUUUAGAAAACUGAAUUUUACUGUGUCAAAAGCGUUAUAGCGUCAGGCGCGGACAAGCCGCUUAACAGUUCCUGUACGAUGCUUAAUUGAGAAACUGUUUCAACGAAGGUGGACUGUAUGAGACAGCAUGUGUCGUCAUCUUCAUUGGAACCAAAAAUGGUAGUGUCAUUUAAAUCGCAACAGGAAGAAAACUUAUCAGUUACGCAGAACGAGAACGUGUUGGAGUUAGAACAAGAUCCUUUCCUGAAUGAGGGUCAAGUCAAAUAUCUAC
Molecule: messenger RNA, 517 nt
Organism: Didymodactylos carnosus
Lineage: Eukaryota; Metazoa; Rotifera; Eurotatoria; Philodinida; Philodinidae
Source: the annotation of a GenBank genome assembly